This is a messenger RNA of Sclerotinia trifoliorum, 3415 nucleotides long. NCBI's taxonomy places the organism in Eukaryota, Fungi, Ascomycota, Leotiomycetes, Helotiales, Sclerotiniaceae. The record is from the annotation of a GenBank genome assembly.
CUUCACAACUCAACUGGUCGUUAGGGUAACAUGUGGAUUAACCGCUCGUUUUUUCCAAUUUCAUUCUCAUCCCAUUGGACACUAAUGCAUUGAAAGUAUAAACUGUUGCGAUUCAAAACACUAGGUGGAUCCUGCCCUAACAGAGUACUGUAAUGGAGACUAAGUCCGGCAGUGCUCUCUCUAUCAUCAUCCAUAUAUAUCAGACCUCCUCCCUUCAUCCUUUACCUCUCCAUCAGCCAAGAUUAAUUUCACGUCCUUUCAUCCGAGGAAAGUCUUCGUAUCCGUUGUGAUAAGUUCAUAUCACAAUCACAUCAGAGGUGAUUCAGAGUUGUAGGCCACCACGGUUCGAAUGACACCUUACAAGAAAUCAUCACAUCACGAUUAUUCAAGAGGCUUCUUUAAGCUUCACGGACGUCCAUUCUGUCAAUCUCUGGCACCAACUUGAUUCAUCAUUUACACUCGAUAUUGUUUAACUCUUCGAAUAUAUAAACCUUACGAACACAAACCUUCAAUCUCCUAACCAUCUACUCUCCACCAGAGGCAGUGAAAAUUUCUUCAAAUACCUUUACCACAAAUACAGUCAACAUGGCGAUCCCAUUCGGUUUCAGUUUCGGCGAGGUUAUUCAUGGAGUUGGGAUCCUUAGAAACGCAUUCACAUCAAUCAGCGAAGCCGGAAAGGCAAACCUAGUUUUUGGAGAUGUCGCACAAGUUCUAUCCAGUCUUCACAAGCGUCUCGACGGUCUCGAGAGAUUUUUGAGUGAUCCAUCAUUUGGACCUCAGCGUGGUUCGAUGAUGCAAGUCAUCAGUGCGUGUCAGCACUGUAUAGAAAGAUUUGUCCAUCAAAGUUGCAGAUUGAACGGUAUCACCACCAAGGGAUCUUUAUGGUCUCACGAAGAAUUCUCCAAUAUUAUCGAAAAGAUCGAUUGGCUAGCUUGCAAGAAAUGGGAUGUCUCGCAGUUCAGGAAAGAACUUUCUAUUCAUGAUGACGCAGUAUCGAAUUUACUAUCGACGAUGCUUAGUACUCGUGACAUGGAAAAGGGACAGCUCACCCGCCAAAUCAACGAGAUCGUAACCACUCAACACAGAACGGUUCGAGGUGGUGGCAAAGCUUCUUCACGAGACGCUGCAGUUAGCAAUAAGGUUUUGAACGCACUGGCUGUCAUCAAUCCCCUCAUCGGAAGAAAGGAGAUUGAAGCUCGUACUGAUCGUCUCUUCAGUAAAUCGUGUGACUGGAUUCUCAACAACAAGAGUUACAAGUCCAUGAUUGAAAGCGAUCAAUCUGAUUUACUUUGGAUUCAUGGACAAGCAGGAAAGGGUAAAACCAUGCUUUCUAUGUAUCUCGUCGAUAUUCUCUCCAAGCAAGUCGCUCAAAACCCUUGUGAUCAAGUUGCAUACUUUUUCUGCGAUAACAACACGGAUCAGAGAAACUCGACUUUACAUGCUCUCAAGACCGUCCUCCAUCAAGUCUUGAAACAAAGUUCCCGGAAUGUGCUGUUGGAGGAUUUCAAACGUCAUGGACCUCAAAUGUUCGCAACUAUCGAGGGCGUCUGGACCGCUUUGACACAAGUACUUGAAGCAUCGACCACACGAAAUCUUUACCUGAUCAUUGAUGGUCUCGACGAAUGCACCGAUGAAUCUUUGGAUGUCUUCCUCAAGCUCGCAAGUACAUACAUUGCAUCCAACGUGGACGGACUUUGCAAUGUGAAAUGGAUUUUCACAAGUCGAAACGAAACAAGAAUCGAAGAAUACUUAAAGUUAUCCUGGGUGGUAGAUUUGGAAGAGACCGCCACCGAAGUCAGCGGAGCGGUUGACUCCUUUAUCGCUCACAAGGUAGAUGCCUUGGCUACUAAGAAGAGAUUCGAUGCACCUUUAAAACAAUUCGUGGCCGACAAAUUGAGGCAAAAAGCUGGAGGUAAUUUCCUCUUCAUCUCUCUUGCUUGCAAGGAACUCUUGAAGAAGAAUGUCUCUUUCAUCAAUGUUAAACUUGUGCUUGGCAAAUUCCCCGCUGGACUUGAUGCAUUGUACUCGAGAAUUCUCGAGGGAGUUUUGAAAUUGAGUGAGGAGGAUCAACAAACCGCCUUUUCAGUUCUUCGUGCAGUAGGAAUCGCUUUCAGACCUCUCAGUCUUAGAGAAUUGGCCGUCAUGGCAGCUUUCCCGGCAGCAGCUAUGGAUGAUGAAGAUAUGGUAUUGGAUGCUGUUGAAUUAUGUGGAUCAUUCCUAUCACUACAUCGCGAUCACCCAUACUUUGUCCACCGAUCCGCAAAAGAAUAUCUCCUCAACCACGAAACCGCCGGUAUCUUCUCCUCAGACCUUGAAUUUGAACACGAGAAAGCCGCUUUCAGAGCCCUCAAAUAUACAACCAGAGACUGGAAAUACUACCUCGAAAGUCUCGAGGAUGUUCCACUUUCCUCAUUACAAGAUCAGCCCUCCUCAGAAGACAGUCUUCAAUAUCCUCUCAUAUACUGGAUUAACCAUAGCAACAUUGCCGGUGCUCGCAUGAUGAAAUCCUACGCCCUCGAUCGCCAUUUCUUCCGUCGCAAUUGCGAUCUUCGCCGUACCUGGCUCCUCUACUUCAAAAAACAUCGCCACAUGACUAAUUUCUCCGCCAUCCAAAAUGUUCAUUUCUCAGCCCUUCACAUCUCAGCCGUAUGCGACACCUGGUGGGUAACCGAGAUCCUCCUCAAAAACAGCAGCACCUACAUCGACGUCGAAGAUUCCUUUGGUCUCACAGCUCUCCACUGGGCCGUCCACUGUGGAAAUGCCUCUGUAGCCAAAAUCCUCCUUCAAAAAGGCGCCGACCCAAAUAACAAAGGCGGAGUAACGGAUUUCAAAAAUGGCCCCCGGGAAGGUACACCACUUGGAUUGGCAAUCUCAUACAAUAACCUCGAAAUGUCCAAGCUUCUCCUCGCUCACGGCGCCGAUAUCGAUUGUCCUGAUCAUCAUUGCACCACGCCACUCGUAUGGACCAUCCGACAAAAUCUUCCCAAAUCAACCAAAUUUCUUCUUCAGCGGGGUGCGGAUCCCGUUUUGAGGGAUGAGGAAGGGAAGACUCCUCUUCAUGACGCUUGUGCGAGGGGUUAUGAAAAUAUUGCUAAGAUUUUAUUGAAUCAUGGUGCGGCGCCUGAUGCGAAAGAUGAUAGGGAUAUUAGUCCUGCUGGGGAUGCAUGGAGUGGUGGUCACAAGGGAUGUAUUAAGUUGUUGGAUGCUUAUGGGGUUAAGACUCCCGAAGGAGAAAUGGAGGAUGAAAGUAAAUGGGGAAAGGGCGGUGAUUUAUUAGCUGCGUAGUUGCGGCGAUGCGAUGGAUGUAACUGGAAGUUUUGUUUGGAUGAGGAGAAUCAAUCGAAAGAUUGAUCUUGCAUGAUAGAUGGAUGGAUGGAUGGGGUUAGGCGAAAUUUUAUGUGUGUUUUUUUUUGAU